Molecule: messenger RNA, 978 nt
Organism: Panicum virgatum (switchgrass)
Lineage: Eukaryota; Viridiplantae; Streptophyta; Magnoliopsida; Poales; Poaceae
Product: zinc finger BED domain-containing protein RICESLEEPER 1-like
Exons: 3
Coding region: 56-766 (236 amino acids)
Molecular function (GO): protein dimerization activity; DNA binding
Source: RefSeq, a predicted model, not a curated record
ACGACCUAGUAAUAUUAGCAAAUGGCAAACUAGUAAUAUCCCCAAAGUAGAAGAGAUGUCAGCACUGAUGAAAGAAAAAUUUCUAAAGUACUGGAAAGACACUCAUGGUCUUAUGGCAAUUGCUACUGUUCUAGAUCCUCGGUACAAAUUGCAAUUCCUGAAUGCUAUGUUUGAACAAAUUUAUGGACAUACAUGGUUCAAUGAAGUGAAGAAAGUUAGGGAUUUGCUGUAUGAUUUGGUGUUGGAAUACCAAGGUUUUAUGGAAGGUGUUGGCACAACAGAUGGUGUUGGUACUUCUAGCAAUAACAGUAGCAGUAGUACUGUGGGAAGUGGAGAUAAAGCAGUAGUUGACAUAUUUGAUAGAUAUUUGUCUUCCCAACCAAUAGUCUCAACUACUUAUGUGCGCACAGAAUUGGAUUUGUACUUGGAAGAGCCAUUGUGGCCAAGAACAACAGAUCUAGACAUUAUUCAUUGGUGGCAGUAUGCAGGGAUGAAAUAUCCUACUUUGCGAAACAUUGCUCAAGAUAUCUUGGUUAUUCCUGUAACAACAGUUGCUUCAGAAUCAGUUUUUAGCACUAGUGGGAGAAUUAUAAGCCCGAGUCGCAGCAGACUUGCUCCAAAAAUGGUGGAAGCAUUAAUGUGUAUGCAAGCUUGGUCACAUGCUGAAAUGUUAGGGCCUGAGUCUCCUGUUAUGAAUGCAUUGCUGACAUGUCUUGAUGAUGAAGAAGAAGAAAUGGAUGCACCUGAGUCGGACAUUAUUGAUUGAUGCUUGCCCAUGGGAGCAAUCUGAUGUGGUGGUGCUGCAUGCUGACCUGCUGGGAGUGUUGUCAUGGUGCUGUUGAAGUACUUGUGAACUUGAAAUAAAAUGACUGUACUAGUUAUCCCUAUGUGGCUAUGUCGAUUAUUCAAUGUAUUGUAACACUUAAUUGUUGAUUUGUGGUGCUACUAGUAUGCUGAAUUGUGAUUUGUGACCUUGAA